Messenger RNA from Anopheles coluzzii, 12867 nucleotides. Its product is annotated as fibronectin type-III domain-containing protein 3A-like. Gene Ontology annotation, molecular function: protein binding. Bases 2242 to 6969 code for a protein of 1575 amino acids. The record is from RefSeq and is a predicted model, not a curated record. Lineage: Eukaryota; Metazoa; Arthropoda; Insecta; Diptera; Culicidae. The transcript is spliced from 6 exons.
AUCAAAGUUAGAAAAAUCAAAUGGACAUUUAUUCACACUUUGCACUGUAGAAAAGAAACGUAUCAAAAAUCAUAUUGAAUAGCUAGAAGAGAUCAUUUGGAGCUACGAGUAUGUCGCUACCGUUAAAAUGCCCAACUCACAACGCAACAUGACUCGAUAAAACCCUGCAAAGAUCAGCAGGAAGCCCAGAAGGACACCCACAAGCAGACACGCCGAACAAGACAACACAAGGGGAGGAAAAAUCGACAACAACAAAAUACAAAUGCAACGACCUUUUUUUCGUGAUUACACAGUUUGCUUGAGCUUAGACAUAGUGAGAGAGAGAGAGAGAGCGAGCGUCUUAUGUGUUGUUUUUAUCUUCGAUACUGCUGCCGCUGCUGUUGCUGCUUGUCUUUUGGAGUACGUGGCGUAGCUGCAGACUGUAGGAAUGUCAACUAUGUGGCCCUCUGUUGAACGUUUUUGUUCGAGGGAUUGGUGGUGCAUUGAAUAGUAUCUUAUGCAAUUUUGUUGGAAUUCAAAUCUCUGCUAGAGAUGGCAGUGGAUGUGAUUCAUCAUCAUCAUCAUCAUCUGCUGUUGGGGAGCUUCCCAAUGGUUUGCACAGACAAGAUCUCAGAUAUUGGGUUUGUGCUUGUUCAGCCACUUCAGUAGUGUGUCUUCUGUCGCUCUUGUUUAGUGACUUCGUUUUGUGUUGCGGAUGACAAAUCCACAGAGGUGUGUGGAACCAGAAGCGGAUGUUUACUCAGUUGCUGUCUCGCAGCAAGGCAGCAAGGCAUGGUUCGUGCUGUAAGUUUGGUGUGUACGUGAUCCCGAACUCGCGGUGUGUGUUUACUCGCAUCAACAUCAUCGCCAUCACGACAGAUGAUUCGAUUGCGGGGUUUUCCAGGUUCUCAAAUCCAUUAGAUAGAGAGGUGGGGGAUUUGUGUUUUUAGUUGUUGCUUUGGAUUGUCGCCCGCUCGGUGUGUAUUUGUUGUGUUUGGUAAGAAUUUCAAGAUACAAAGCUCGCUCUCUUGCUCUUCCUCGAUCGUAUGCACUCUCUCUCUCUCUCUCUCUCUCUCUCUCUCUCUCGCGAUCUAUGCCACGAUUCGGAAUCGACCAAAUCCCAACAGAGAGAUGAUCCGCGCGAUGAUCGCCGCUUGUUUCUUUCAAACGCAGCGACCACCACUCUCCGCGAUCGAUAUUUGAGAGCAACUGAAACACACAAAAACAAAAAAAAAACAUUGUGCUGCAGUGGCGCAAUUGUCGACUGCCUCCCAUCUUGCCCCCACAUUACCCCCACCAUCGCCGCGCGGCUUAUGCUUUUCGUGAGAGAGCAAGUUGAUGUCGCGCCGCAGUUGCCGGGUCCGCGACGGGUUGGCAUUCCGUAUUCGUGGCACUUCACACGAGGCGAUCGCAGGCGUGCGCGCGACUCUAAUGCUCCUCUCGACCAGUUCUCUCUGUUUUCCGUGUUCAAGCUCUCGCACGCGCGUUUAUCUGAAUAUCAUCAGCAACAGCAGCAGCAGCAACAGCACGAGCGCGCCAGUGUUGCUGUCUGCCUAAUGAGUGUAUAUGUGUGUGUAUGUGUGUGGCUGUGCAUGGCCCUAUAACAGUAUCUACUUCCGGCUAGCGUCAUGUGAAACCUAACUGCAAACGCACUUUUGCUCGCACUGGCCGCUGGCAAACCGAGAGAAAGAGGGAAUAGUAGUCUCGUAGCAGGAAAAGUGAGUGAAAAAGAUAUCCAGUGCGACCCACGGUACGGUUGUCGUCGUCGUCGUGCUGUGGUGUGUGCGCUGGUGCGCCGUUUGGUCCACAAAAAGUGAAUUCCACAGGCCGGGCGCGCGACUAAAAGUGUGUGUGUGUGUGCGCGAGUGAAAGCAAUCAAAACGUCGUUGUGUGUCGAGUGGGAGACGAGUGGCAAAGAAGGCCUGGAAAACGGGGGGGAGGGGUAAAAGUUGAUAAAAGCAAAACCCAGUGGGUUGUUUGAAGGCAAAAAUAGGCAACACACACACCGGAAAGCCUUUCUAGAUCUGGUCGUGUUGUGGAGAAGCGCACUAAAGUGAAACUGAGCGAGUGUGUUUGUGUUGGUGCGAUUAGAGUGUUAGAGAAGUGUGUUUCUUUGUGUGAAAGUGCACGAUAAGUAGAAGCAACAGGAUCACAGGCGCGUAGUAGGACAUCUGCCGCGGGAACGGGCAUCCCUGGCCCUCUGGGUCCUCGUGUGUCCUGCUGACAAUAAUCCACAGGAAAAAAAACCCUCAAGCCACAACCAUGGUUCGACGGGCGGUAUCCACCUCGCCGGAGUCGACGAACCAUCACCAUCUGAACAGCCACCAUCACCUCAGCCAAGCACAGACGCCAACCUCAUCGACCUCCUCGCUGUCGUCGGCCUCCGACGGUCAGCCCGUCUCGCAGCAGCCCUCGCCCUCAUCGCAGCAACACUCGCCCGUCUCGGUGAGCAGUGCACCGGCGGCGGCCAGUGUUGCUAGCGGCGGAACAAAUGCCACGGGCGGACACGGUGGUGGCGGAGGCAGCGGAUACGAUGUGCUUCAGUUUGUGCGUCAGCUGCCGGGACCGCUUGGGCCGGGCCAGCAGCACGUUCACCUUGCGCCGCACGGUGCCGAAAAUGGUGGGCACGGUGGACUGGCCGGCGCUGCCGGUGGCAUCUUUAUCGCAGCGGGGCCGUACGCCGGCGAUUACUACUCCGACCACUCGUACUACUACCCACACCCGGACUAUGGAUCACCGCCGCCAGCUCCCCAUCCCUGUCCGGUGCAUCAUGAGUACGGUCCCGUCACACUGCCAAUGGUGUCGCAGAACGGUACGCCCCCGAUGGCGAUGCCGAUGCAGGUACCGCAGGGCCACAUCAUGCAGCAGAUAGUGGACGAAAACGGUACGCUCCGGCACGUCAUCCUGUCGACCCAGCCGCCCCAACCGCUCCGGCAGGGGAAUGUUCAGCACCAUCUGCAUCCGUCAGCAUUUAUUAAUGGUACACCGACGCCGUUCUUCAACCCGAUUGCCGCCAGCUACCAGGCGGGACCCGGGGCCGGUGCCCCUCAGAUGUACCCGUCCCAGCUGAUCGGUGCGAACGGGGCGAACGUGGGCGGCGGUACGGGCGGCAACCACGGGCUGCACACGGCGCAAGGCAACGUGCCCCAUUCGCCGUCGCCGCCCCACACGAACACCAGCUACCACAAGGACGAGCGGGCCCAGCGGCAGCACUCGAAGCUGCACCGAAAGCUCGACCAGAAGCAGCGGGAAUUGAAUGCAUCUGCAACGACGCCGAUCAAUUCACCUCGAAAACAUGCCGAACUGAACGGUGGUGGUGGUGUAAGGAAAUCGCACGCCCCACCCCAGCAACAGCAGCACCAUCUGCUUCCCAACCACAUGAACAAUCAUCGCAAUGGUACGGGAGCGGCCGUUGCGAUCAACACGCCGUCCCCCUCGGAGGAGGACACGUCGAGCGCCCCGGACGAGGAGGACGACAACACGCAGUCGCUCAUAGUGGAGCAUCUGAGCGCGGUCCCAUCGCCGCAGGUGACCGAGAUAACGCCCCGCACCGCCCUGCUGCAGUGGUCGCCGCCGACACCGACCGUGCCGGUCGUGCCGCUACCACCGCCGCCGGUAACGGCCGGCCCCGUGCCGGGCGUACCACCGCCACCCCUGCCCGGCGCCGCCCUCGAACCGCUGCCCUUCAACGUGCAGGACCUGCGGUACGAGGUGCUGCUGAGCGACCACGGCAAGGAGAACAAGUACAAGAGCAUCUUCAAGGGCUCGUCGCUGUCCUGCAAGGUGCAGGACCUGCGACCGGGCCAGGAGUACACGGUGCGGCUGCAGGUGUACCUCGACCAGCUGCACGGCUCCCCGACCGAGCCGACCGUCUUCAACACGCCCUGCUGCGAGCCGGACGUGCCCGCGCCGCCCAAGCUGCUCGCGCGCUCCAAGAACUCGCUGCAGCUGCGCUGGAACGCACCGUCGGACAACGGGUCCCACAUCAUCCAUUACAUCCUCGAGUGUGACAAUGGCAAAGGUUCGAUGACCCACCAGCAGCAGCAAGGACAGCAACCGAUGCAGCUGGCGUACGAAUUUUUCGAGGUGUGCAAGACGAAGGGUAAGCAGUUCCAGCUCAACAAGCUGCAGCCGUCGACGUACUACGUGUUUCGGCUAUCGGCCGUGAACGAGUACGGCCGCAGCGGCUACUCGGAUCUGGUCAAGUACAGCACGGUCGGGAAUGCGCCGGCCCAACCGGCACCGCCGACGCUGCGGCACGCGACCGCUACCACGCUGAAGCUGGCCUGGCAGCGGCGCUCGCCGUGCGAGGAGUACACGCUGCAGAUGAACGACGACCAGGGGUACGGCUACCGGAACGUGUACAACGGGCAGGACACGCUGUACGAGUGCAUCGGGCUGCGGCGCGCUUCCACAUUCCAGUUUAGGUUAAGGGCGGAGAACGAUAACGGGCGGGGCCCGUGGAGCGAGGAGGUCGUCUUCCGGACGCUGCCCACGUGCCCGGGCCGGCCGGCGAAGCCGCAGGUCAAGGGAAAGGUGCACGCAAACGGGUUCCGGGUGAGGUGGGACGCGCCGCACGAUACGGGCGGGGCGGACAUCUCGCUGUACCAUCUGGAGAUCAGCUCGGGCGCCUCGUACGACCGUGUGUACAGCGGCAAGGAGGCGGAAGCGACGAUCGAUCGGCUAAACCCUGGCACCGCCUACCAGAUCCGCGUGCUGUGCGAGGGCCCCGGCGGGAUCAGUGCAUUUUCCGAGCCGUGUCUCGUGACGACGGAACCGGUGUCGCCCGGGCCGCCCCAGAAACCGUACUGCAAAUCGCCGCCGACACCGUACGCCGCGUGUCUCGGGUGGGAGAAGCCCGACUACAACGGCGGCUCGCCCGUGCUCGAGUACGAGAUGGAGGUGGAGACGGUCAGCACGAAGGUGCGCAGCGCGGUGUACCGGGGCAGGGACAUGUUCUGCGUGGCGAAGGAUCUGCUGCCCGGCGAGCAGUACACGGUGCAGGUGCGGGCGCUCAAUCGCAUCGGCGCCGGGCCCUGGUCGGAGGAGUUUACGUUCACUGCCGGUUCGGCACCGCCCGAGUCGCCGCGCGACCUGUCCGUCGUGCUGAAGUCGCCAACGCAUUUAACUGUGAUGUGGGCCGAGCCGCACAGCAACGGGUCACCGAUAAGCGAGUACAUUCUUCAAUCCAGUGCCGAGUCGAGCAGCAGUGAGGUAGUGGACGCGAGCGGAGGAGCGGUGGACGCGAACGCCAACUACCAGACGGUGUACCGGGGCGCGCACCGGUCCGCGGACGUGCGCAAUCUGCACCCGCACUCGCGCUACCACUUCCGCGUGUGCGCACUGAAUGCGGCCGGCUGCUCGCGCUACUCCGUACCGAUCGGGCAGCAGAUGCCGGCGGCCGCACCGAACGCACCGACCGUCGGCGGGCAGAAGAUCACGGCCAAGAGCAUACUUAUUAGCUGGCAGACGCCGCACGACAACGGCUCGCCGGUGACGCAGUACAACAUCGAGUGCGGCGAUCGGUUGAUCACGACAGACGCGCACACGGCCAGUGCGGCCGCCAUCGCAGCUACCUCGCCCGAGCAGCAGCAGCAGCACGGCGCUGGAGGAUAUCCGGCAGCCGACCACCACCAACACCACCACCACCACUACGACGAGGAGUACGAGGAGGAGGAAGAGGACGAAGAGGAGGAAGCAUCCGUAGGCAGUGCGGCGUCGACGGACGCGGAGGACGAACCGUCUGCCGCGACGAAUUUAGUAGAUAGCAAAUUAGGCAAAGCGGUCGCCGCCGCCAGUCCCGCCCACUCGGCCAAGGGUGGCAAGGGGCAGAACCACGCGGCUGCCAGCGCACCGGCCACCACCCCAGCGAGCACCGCUGGCCGGUCGAACUGCAGCAACAUGCUGCUGAUCGGCGAGCUGCACCCGGAAACGACGUACAAGCUGCGCAUCCAGGCGGUGAACGCCAUCGGCACCGGGCCCUUCUCCAGCUACAUCAAGUUCACGACCUCGCCGCUGCCCCCGAAACCGCCCAAGCUGGAGUGUGCGCAGGCCGGCUUUGCGCACCUGAAGCUGCGCUGGGGCGAGGGCAAGAACCUGGCUGACCUGGCCCGGUACUACGUCGAGAUGGAAAACAGGCGCACGGGCGAGUACCACAACGUGUACACCGGCACGCGCAACACGUGCAAGGUGAUGCGGCUGCACGAAACGACCAGCUACACCUUCCGGAUAUGCGUCGAGACGCGGCACGCCGGGCGGGGCGAGUUCUCCGACGGUUUCAGCUUCACAACGGCGAUGGCAGCGCCGAACAGCAUCAAGGCACCGCGCGUCUGCACCGAUGCGGCCGCACUGGCAGCAGCGGCGGCCGGCAACGACCCGGCGGCCCGCCACGGCACGCUCACGAUCGAGUGGCAGACGAGCCGGAACAACCCGUUCGUCGAUCCGAUCGAGUACAUUCUGCAGAUGGCCAAAGCUAGGGACCAAGAAUUUCAACAGGCCUACCGUGGACCCGAAACGCGCUUUACUGUACACAACCUGCAGCAUGGCGUGACGUACGCGUUCAAGGUGUGUCCGGUGCGCGUGCGCCAGAACGGUGAGCUCAUGAGCGGCCCGUUCUCCCCGGUGCUGACCCACCAUCUCGCGACGAACGUGCCGCGGUCGAGCAGUGGGGCGGGUCGGUCCGGUGGAGCCGGCCACACCACGGACGACGUCGAUGGGCGCACCCCGUUCCAGGGCAAUGUGGUCAACAGCAAGGGUGAGUUGGUGCUGACGACCAAAUCGUCGACCGGGGCGGGCCUGCUGCUGGCCGGCAGCAACAACGGGUACGGUCCGGACGGCGACGGUCACCAGCACGGGGCGCGCAGCGAUACGGUCGCGUCGACCACGCUCCAGCAGCUGCAGAAGUUCUUCGAGCCCGACUCGAGCAAAGCGGUCGUGUGCGUGUUUGCGCUCUUCCUGCUGUCCAUCAUCGUGGCCGCAUUCCUCAAGUAAAGCGCCUCCCCGGUGCCGACAAGUGCUCUCCCUCCAUCCCCGCGCUCCGUAUGCCCGCUAUAUUGUGUUGUCCUUGUCGAUGUUGUUGCCUUGUCCGUCGCCGGGAAUCCGUCGCUUCCUAUGUCUAACGAAUGUACUAGCUGAGAAAAGUAACCUUUUCCUGCUACACACACAUACACCCACAUUACGAGAAAGGAAGAGAGAGAGAGAGGGAGAUGUGCAGGUGUAAUUGCAAAACAAAAAGUGCAGAACGAGAACGAAACACGAAGAGAAGUGUGUGGUAUAAUUAUGAAACAUAAAUAUUGAUAUAAAACAAAAAUACAUACACAAAAACCAACAUUAAGCAAAACAAACAAGCAAACAAAACAAAAAAAAUCAUGUGAUGUGCGCACUAACCUAUACUUUAUGCAAUUAUUAGUCUACUCUCACAAUCAAAAUGUAUGUUUGCAUCAUCAAAACCCAGAGCAGGAGAAAGCACCGAUUGAAGAGGAAAGAACAAAACACCGGCGAGCAAGUAAAAACAGAACCAGUAAUAGCACUAUUUGCUGAAAAAACCCAUCCCGCUCCUCGCCACACAGGGCACAGGGCAACCCAUCCAUGGCUGGUAGAAGUGGGGGGAACAUUAACGCUUUAACCGAUAGGGGAGAAUGUCUUUCCCCCUUUAGAAUUGAUUCCAGAAAGAAGUCACCCUUGCAUUUUGCAACCGCAAAAAGCGACGCGAAACACGAAGGACAACAAGCCUGUUAACCUUUAUAGUGCGCCAACAAACCUAUAUACCAUUUACUGUCCAUUUUUAUGAGUAAAUAAUCAACAAUGUGUGUGUGUGCGUGUGCAGUAAACCAAUCUGUGUAUAGCAAACAGAACAAACAGCCACACGGGAGCCCGAAGGAGAAAUUGAAAAAUAGCUAAUCAACCAUAUUAUCCAAAAAAAAACCAGCCAGGCAAUCGAGAAGAAAGCAGCGGCACCGAAGCGCAAUUGCGCCCGCCUAUUUCUAAAAUAUGUGUUACAUUUGCUAUAUUGUUUAUUGCCUUUUGCCUACGGUUUUGCAGCGCGCGGUUCUUUGUGUUGUUUGACCCCAAAGCAAAACGGAAGCUACUAUGUUGCGUGUUUGUACAAGCCGAUGCUUGUUUUCCAUUGAAUAAUCAAAAAUCAACAACGACAAAAGAUUGCGCAGGUUACGUAUGAAGAGAAAGAGAAGGGAGGAAGAGGGAGCUAUGCUCACCAUCGCGUUUGUACGGCCUUUGCUUUAGCAUAAAUAUGUGUCCGUUUUCGGUACUUUUGUUACAAACCUACCAAUUAUUACGCUAGCAGAGACGGUAAUCCCGCUGCAAGCAAUCGACACAUUCUAACCUAGGAGGCAUUCUCUGGUGUGAAGUUGCAAUUGCUUCUCACGUACACGCCCAAACACAAACACACACACACACACAUACACCUACUACGGAAGAAAAUGCAAACAAAAGUAUUAUUAAUGGUUAAAGAACACACACGAACACAAUUUAUGACUCACUUUCCACGAUCGUGUAAAAACUGCAUAGCAGAAGUGUGAAGGAAGGCCUUUUUUUGGGGGGGAUGUUGAAACAGUCCUCUCUCUCCCCAUAUCCCGAUAGACAAUUAGCCACCAAAAUCCCGAAAAUCUAAACCAAGCCAACUGGUAAAACCAAUAAUCUCUUUUUUACUAAUUUUUAGCGCGUAAGAAAAGAGGAGAUCGCAAUGGCUUGUGCAUCGAAAUGUGCAACCUCAAUCACCACAGCACAGAACCACACAAUCUCCCCUUUCCACGGCUCACAGUGUGACGAGGGGAUGGCCGUUCUUUUUAUUGUCUGCUUGUUCCUUCCUCUUUUUAGUAAUGGAAAGCACAACAACUAUGGGGUUCGUUUUCCUCAGCCCUUUUCUCUCUCCGGGUCCAACGAAACUGGAACGAAAGCAUUCCACAUAUGAAGAUGAAGAAUUUGUGUAUUGUGUGUUUACGACUUCCACAAAACACCACCAGUACCACCACCCUUAGAACUACACCACCGUUUUUUUUUUUAAAUUGUUACUUACCUGAUUGUAACACACACGCGCAAUUUAUGUCCUGACGCUUGAAAAUUCUACACUAAGAAAAAAAAGGGCGCGAGUUUGACAACAACACGUGGAAAACGGGAUAACGUGUACUUAAGCUAUCAUUCGAUGUAAGUAAUUUGUUUACUGUUUUUUCUUUACAACACAAACACACACACACAUACAUAUACAGAGACAGUCUCUCUCUCUUUUUCAAGCGCUUUUGCGAACCAUUACUCUCUAUAGCAUAUAUUGGUCUUCUGCUCGCGUCCUUGUUUAAUGUUAACACACAUUCGUAUAUUGGAAAAUAGUCAGGAGUACAGUCCGGUACGGUGAGGGUGUUAAUAUAGGGUUGUCUUCCAGUAGAGCAUGAUCUAACCAACACCACCACCACCCCAGCAGCAACAGCUUCUUUAUGUGUAUUUCCCCCUUUCGUACCCCAUUUCCUAGUGUAGCUAAACCACAAACAACCCCCCUAAGUAUAGGAAUAUUAAGGUUGAUGGUGCAAACGAUCGUCCCACUCUCCCAGAACGAUCGGUGGCAACGAUCGGUGGCAGGUUUCCGAUUUGUUCCGCAAUGCAGUUUGAAAAGAGGUCCUAUAAAAGAUGCAUUUUGUGUUUGUUGUUUAGUCACGGAGCUUUGUUCGAAAUGUGCAAUUUUAUUUAAAAACAAAAACCCCCCCUUUACUUUGUAGCCAAUACUUUGCAAUACUUACUUUCGUACCGUUUUUUUAUACCAGCAGCAGCAGCAGCAACAAUGGAUUUUUUUUAUAUAUUUAUUGCUGUUGUUGGCAAGAGAAAUACUUUUGUUUUGUUUUGUCUGUGUUUUAUUUUAGAGAUAGCUUUUAGAGAGAGAAGGAAAAAAGGGUGUUUAUUGACAAAAGAAACUGUGACGCGGGUUACUCCUUAAAUUCCAACACACACACACACACACACACACACACACACAACUCAUCAAAUGGUGCAUUUUGUUGUUGUUUGUUUUCUCGCUUCUAACUUGUGUGUGUGUUUUUAGCUGAUUUUGAUAAAUUAUUUCCUGCACGUUAAAUGUGUCAGCUCAGUCAGGCGAAAAGGCACAAGCAUAACGUCGUUUUAUAGGUUUAAGCAAAAAAAAAAACGGGGAUAACGAAAACACACAGUGACAGUGGGAAUGGGACACUGCUGGAAAAGAAUGGCUUUAAUUAUUGGAAUUUAAAUGAAAGGGCGAUGGAGAAGUAGUAGCAAAAAUAAAAACAAGCAUAGGUAAAACGAGAAACAAAAGAAAGGAAAGAAGGGCAAUAGAGAGAAGUUCGUUAUUUAACAAACAAAACACUAUUCAAAAUGUAUAACAAAUAACUCCGGAACAAAACAAAAUAUGACAAAAUACUAGGGUUUUUUUUUUUGUUCUUCUCAUAAUCCAAAACACACAACAACAAGAGCAACAAUGUAUACACAAACACAUAAAAACCCCUCAAUCAAAGUAUUGCUAAUUUUGUACAGUGGGGGAGGGAAAACAGAGAAGAAAAACAGAAAACCAUAAUGGCACCAGCAAAUCACAUUACUAAUACGAGACUGCAGUUCAGAAAACAAAACACAAAACAUAAAACGAAUGUAUGUAUGUCUGUUUUAUGUUUGAUGUAAAAUGUAUGUGGAAUAAUAUGUGUGACACACAACAAGCAUGGAAAAUUGUAAGGGGAAAAGCAAAACCAGCAAAACACAUAAAACGAAAACAAAAACAAAAAAAAAACAAAUCAUUGUGGAUAUUGUAAAACAUGGCGCCUAAACCACAAAACAACAAAACACAGCUGUAAGAAAAUGAAGUUAAGUUAGAAGAAGAGUAAAACAAAAGCAAAGCAUAAACGAAACAAACAAAUACACACACACAAAGAACAUUAGAAGACAAAAUUGAGAUCGUUUCGGUUAGAAGUUAAAAAAAUGGAUUAUUUUCGUUUGUAAAUAUUGUAAACAGCGCAAAAACACGUGUUUGAGUGAUUUCUUAAAUUUUUGUUUUGGCAUUGUUUCUGCGAAACAGUUUCUCGUUAAGCCAAAUCUCCUAAAUUUUCUUUAAAAAAAAAAGCAAAUCAUAGUAAAAUUACUAAACCCCAGCAAUCGAGCUACUGUCGAAAGCCACUAUUAUUACUACUUCUUCUAUGGACACACACAAUCACACAUAAUGCAUUGAGGUUUCUACUUAUAACGGGCACCAGUCGAAUGAUAAGGCGCGCGCGCGUGUGUGUGUGUGUGGUGGAAUAGAAAAAGAAGAAGAAAACAACGGGACUGACACGGGUUUGCUGGGCAACAACCAGGUACACACGACGACGCUAGAGAUUCCGGAUUCGAACAGCGAGAGCAACGCAAACACUUCUAGCAUGUAUUAGGUAUUAGAAUUGAAUUGAUAACGGUCCCUGGCCCGUCCCUUUGCUUGUUGAUUGGAGAUGGGUUUAGUAGAUUGUGUGCAGUAGUAGCAGCAAGAGGAGGGAGGUGACAGUGGUGAAAUAGUAAAAAAAAAGUCUGUUAUGUUAACGCAAUUGAGCAAUUAUUGAGGGCGUCAGUUGGUUGUAGAGAAUGAGCGCAGGAGAGAGAGAGAUGAUACAAGGGAUUGUUUGCAAUUUGUUAGCAAAAAAAAUGAAAGGAAAAGGAUUUAGCGAAAGAUUAGGUAAAGACUGUUGGGAUGACGUGAUUGGCCACGUGCUUCCGGUUGCCGGCAGACACUGGGAUCCGGCAGCAAUUCACGGGCUUUCCACCGAUGAGAGGGAAGCUGGAUGCUGGUUGAUGGAUUGAUUAACAAUUUUUAUAUGCAUAUUUUUUUUAUCUCACGUUUAGGAAAGGAUGUUGAAGCGCAUCAACAACUUUAUCAAAUAUGCUGGAGUUAUGAGUUGUUUAUUUUUUUUGUGUACUAUUUUAACUAUUUAACUACUCUUUUUUAUACCGUGCAUUACGAUUGAGGAAGCGAGGGAAAAACGGUGACGCAGGGGAAGGAAAAGCUAAAACGAAACCCAAGAACGCUUUUGUUGAUCAAGAGGAACAAGAGAGAUAGCGAACGAUGUUGGUAGGCAAUAUAUAUGUAUAUCGAUGAGACGGGAGUGGGAAAUAUUAGGGAAAUUGAAUUGAAUUGAAUUUGUAGCACGUUGUUGUUGCGCCCGCUUCCCCCCCCCCAUUUCUGGGCCACCCCGGGCGGGGCAGGAGUGGGGAAGAGGAGGUGGUAGUUGUACAAAGUGAAUUUUGUUUUUGUUUUUGCUAGCUGCGUGGGGUGGGCUGCGAGAGAGAGAGAGAGAGGACAUUGUGAAUGUCCUGGUGAGGAGGUGGUUAUGAUGAUUCACGAUUAAAGAAGAAGGAUUUGCGAUAAAGGAAACGAUUAGAGUAAAGGCAAAAAAGAAACAAGAAGAGAGAGCGAAAACAAAGUUAAACUAAUAAUGGGCUUUGAGCAACAAAAAAAAACAUACAAAAUCAACAACCAUGUUUGCUUAUUCUUUUUUUUGCUGCGCGCUGUAGGUAAAAAUCAAAUUGAAACAAACAAAAAAACAAACAAGAAAAUGGACAGACGCCACACAGACUUGUACUGCUACUACUAUUACGGCAAACUGCUACUGAUACUACUACUACUACUACUACUACUUCUAAUUCUACUACUAUUAAUACAACUACUGCAAAAGCCGCAUGUGUGUAAUGUGUAACAAAUUACUAUGAGAGAGAACGGGCGGAGAGUUAUGAAAAACAAAAGAAACAAACAAACAAAACACGCAUAAAAGUAAAACAAAGGUAAACCAGUAAUGAAACAAGCAAAGCAAAAGCAUUGCAACAAGAACAACAACAGAGCAACAACAACAGAAAAAGAAAACGAACAACAGACGCGCAACACAUACAAAAAAAAACAAACAA